Messenger RNA from Aphanomyces astaci, 836 nucleotides. RefSeq lists its product as hypothetical. The transcript is spliced from 3 exons. Bases 58 to 750 code for a protein of 230 amino acids. NCBI's taxonomy places the organism in Eukaryota, Oomycota, Saprolegniomycetes, Saprolegniales, Verrucalvaceae. The record is from RefSeq and is a predicted model, not a curated record.
UUAACCGCCAUUGUGUCGCCACCUGCCCCGAACACUCUGUAGCACACUGACACAACGAUGGUGUGUCCGUGCAGCCGACAGGCUGGAAGCAACAUGCAGCAGUCCCGGCCGCACUUGUCGUGCUCCGAGUACGCCAUGGUGGUGGCCAGUCGCCUGUACUUCUCGGCGUUCUAUCGAACGGUCUACUUGAUCAUGAUCGCGUCGAGCGUGGCUUGCGUGGCAUGGACUGUUGCAAACCACUGGCGCACGCCGACGUCCGAGGUGUUCAUUUCGCUGGAAAUCCUGCUGUGUUGCAUGCUCGUAGUCGAAGUGGUUAUACGCAUGCUUGCAUUGAAGCGCAAGUUCUGGACGCGAUGGACCAACCUGUUCGACGUGGCCGCGUCGGUGCUCAGCAUCGUGUCCGUGGCGCUGUAUUUCCAUCAGGAAGGGGUCAUGGAGGAGCUGGAGGAGGUCGCGGCGGACUUCAUGAUGAUGUUUCGCAAUGCCAACCAGUACAUGCGCCUCGCUGUGUUCCUCAAGAAUCGCAAGAUGCUGUCGUCUCAAAAGUCGGCCGACUCGAACGGGAUUGACUUUGACGAUUUAGAUGAAGAAGAACAAACCAGCAUGCUUCAGGAGACCCGCGAGGAGGAAGUUGACCAUAAGGACGUGGAAGCUGCAGUCGUGGUGAAGGAUGACGACCACAAGGCGACCGCCGCCCCAACUGAAGCGGCGGCAGUGUCGGACUACGAUGAGGUUGCAUUGACGACGUAACAGUCCCCUAACCUAAUUAUUGCCACUGACCCUACCACACCUUGAGAUUCAUACUAAAACUAUUGGAGAUUUUUCGCUAAGUUUGC